Messenger RNA from Malaya genurostris, 932 nucleotides. RefSeq names its product small ribosomal subunit protein uS3 (gene RpS3). Gene Ontology annotation, cellular component: nucleus; cytosolic small ribosomal subunit. The transcript has 3 exons. Bases 108 to 839 code for a protein of 243 amino acids. The record is from RefSeq and is a predicted model, not a curated record. Lineage: Eukaryota; Metazoa; Arthropoda; Insecta; Diptera; Culicidae. Gene Ontology annotation, biological process: translation; positive regulation of apoptotic signaling pathway. Gene Ontology annotation, molecular function: structural constituent of ribosome; RNA binding.
ACCGAAACGCUAUAGCCUUUUUCGCUGGCGAUCUCGUUCGGCUGCACGAACUGACAUCUUUCUUUUCUGAUUCUACCACGUUUUGCUAAAGUUGUGGUGCGACCAAAAUGUAUAACGUUGUGUCGAAAAAACGCCGGUUCGUUGCCAAUGGCAUGUUCCGUGCUGAGUUGAACGAAUUUUUGACACGUGAACUGGCAGAGGAUGGCUAUUCCGGUGUGGAGGUACGUGUAACUCCAACUAGAACUGAAAUUAUUAUUAUGGCCACUCGCACCCAGAAUGUGCUGGGAGAGAAGGGACGUCGUAUUCGAGAACUGACUGCCGUUGUCCAAAAGAGGUUCGGUUUUACCCCAGGAACUGUUGAAUUGUAUGCCGAGAAGGUUGCCACCCGUGGUUUGUGCGCCAUCGCACAGGCCGAAUCGCUCCGUUACAAACUGAUCGGUGGACUGGCUGUGCGCCGUGCGUGCUAUGGAGUGCUACGAUUCAUCAUGGAAUCCGGUGCCAAGGGUUGCGAGGUUGUCGUUUCGGGUAAGCUGCGGGGUCAGCGUGCCAAAUCGAUGAAAUUCGUCGAUGGUUUGAUGAUCCAUUCCGGAGAUCCGUGCAACGACUAUGUCGACACGGCCACCCGUCACGUCCUGUUGCGUCAGGGAGUGCUGGGAAUCAAAGUGAAAAUUAUGCUCCCGUGGGAUCCGAAUGGCAAAAUCGGUCCGAAGAAGCCACUGCCGGAUAACGUUUCGGUGGUCGAACCCAAGGACGAAAUUAUGUACAGCACACCGCGAAGCGACCCCAAGAACAAGCCAACGAUGGAACUGGCCGAAGUCGUGGAACCGGUGGCCAGCUAAUCUGUUUAUUGUAGUUUUUACACAGUAAUCGCAGGAAAUGGAGGGAAAAUAUAUUUGAAAAGUGUGUGAAUAAAAUAAUUGGAACACCGAUAA